CAGCAGAUUCUCUCCUCGUCCGCUCUCGCCCUCCCGCCGCAGGACCUGAAUAAGCCACUUCCCCGGGAACCAAGGCCUGGGUGUGGGGUGCGCUUGUGGCCUCUGCGCUCUCUCAGGUGACAGGGCCGGGACACUGAGGGGCGGGGCUCCCACCAUCUGAGACCCGUGUGCUCCUGUGUUAGGUUCCUGAGUGUGUGCCCAGUAGCGUCAGAAUUGGCUGCUGCAGCCCGGGUCACGGCAUGAAGACACUGGUCCCCUGUCCAGGGAACCCCAGUGCGGACGGUCAGGCCGCAGAGACCCCCACGUUGUGCUGACAACAGUCGACUGCUGGCCACUGAGGCUGUUGAAGCUUAUCACACGACCGUGUAACUGGUGGAGCACAGGCACCCAAAAGGCACAAAGUCACCGCCGAGCCAAGCAAGUGUGUGUGCGGUGAAGAGGGAGGGAGGCCGGCUUCACGUCCAGAGUGUGUUCUAGACAGAGGGACCCCGCUCUCCUCUGCAGGGUGGGGACCAUGGUCCUCCAGCUGGGCCGGUCCCCACCGGGCUGAGUGCUUGGCCUGGUGGCCCUGUUUCCGGCUCCAGAUGUCGCAUGCUGGCAUUCCGCAUCGUCGCCCGAGUGACCCUAGCCUGGCCACUGGCAGCCGGCUCCUGGUGCCACCUUUCCCAAAACCGGGCCUCAGAUUCAGAAUUUGAAAAACUGACUUUUUUUUUCCUGGCUUCAGCCACAGACAUUUCCCUCUCACAGCCCUGCAGCGCGGGAAGUGCAAGGCCAAGGCAGAUCCAGCUCCCGGCCGGGGCCUCCACGGCGUGCAGGGCCUUUCCUGGGAGUGUCCGACCCUCACUUGUCUCCCGGGUCCCCCCAGACCACACAGAGGCCUCCUCCCUCAUCACAGGGGACGGGGGAUGUGCCAGGUGACGGCACCUACUGCAUGGGGACAGCCCUCAGGCCCGUCCCCAGUGUGAAAGCCCCGUACACGAAGCCGACAGAGGAAGUCACAUCAGGGGGCAUCCGGCCUUCCUGGGCUGCUUAGGCACCAAGUGAUGCAGUUUGGACUGUGUUUGCCAGGGACGGGGACAGUGUCCGUGUGUCAGGCGGCCCUGUCCACCCAGUGACCCCAGAGGCACCAGACACCCUGUGAGGACCGAAGCCCUCACUUAGCGUUUUGCUGUCCUCCCUGCGCACAAGACGCUCACUCCAAGUGGCCGUCCACAAACACGGAGAAAGUGUGUCGGCCUUAGAAGAGCCUAUUCUCCGCCCCCCGGGCCUGCCGUGCAGCCCGGCCACGCAGGUUGCCGCUGUGCUUGCACUUCCCCGCCACGCUGAGCGUGACGUGGUGGGGGUGGACUCCCCGGGAAGGAGGGCCGAAGGGCCGCUGUGCAGCUGCUGGUCUCCAUGCCAAACACCAGAAGCAGAUGACCUGGUGUGUGUUCCGCUUGACCCCAGACCCGCGACAGGAGGCGGAGCAAACAGACCGCACCUCGGAGAGCUGCCCUUUAACCCUGGGUCCAGCAAGGGGGCCUCACGGGCCACAGGAAGCUCCCGUGGACAGUCUCGUGCCACUGGACCCUUCCGAGUUCAGAAGCAAAUUAGGAAACAGCUAAUGUCGCUGACUCUGAUGAAUCUCAGAAAAGGUGAAGUUCUGUAGGAAGCCAUGCAAAACGCUCCCUGGGCCUGUCCAAGGAAAGGACGACGGCGGCUGGGAGACAGGUCAUGCCCGUGCCUCCGCCGGCUCGGCUGGUGUGUGGCCUCCAGCAGGAGGGACACCCCGGGCUCUGCGGGCGGCUCAGCAGCCCCACCCCGCACAGCAGGGAGGCCUGGUCCGGUGGCGCUGGACAAGCCCUGGGCAGCCCCAGGUGCAGUGGGCAUGCUGGCUCCCACAGGGACAGGGCUGUGGGACAGUGACUGUGGCCAGGCCAAAGCUCUAAGAUGGCGACUGCAUGUCCUGGGCACUGGUGACCCCGCAGCCAUGGGACGGCCUCUUGUCGAGCUCGGCUCCAGAGCAGGCGCGGUGCUCACGGAGCUGCCUGCCUGCCGUGUGGGCAGCUGCGGCGGAGGCGGGGCCUCCCGUCCUGGCAGGUGCAGGGCCAGCAGGUGCCUGUGCCUCUCCGGGGGGCACAGUGGUGGGAACCGAGGUGCAGCUGCAGCUGUGCUGGGUGUCACACAUGGAGGCCACGCUCCAGGUCAGGCAUCGGAAGCCACCCACGAGGACACAGGACGCGUGUGGCCACAGGAGGCUGGCCUGGUGGCUGGCUCCGCCCCCCCGGGCCCCAGCCUCCCAGAAGAGGGACGGGCCGUCCCCCCGACUCCUGGGGUGCAGAUGGACGUUUGUGCGCAGCUCGCAGUGCAGUCGGUGAAACUGCAGCCAGAUUUCGAAACCAACGGGGCACCGGGGCAACGGGGACUGGUUCCUGCGUGAUCGGAGAGGUUAAAGGACAGAGGUCAACCAACCCUGGGCCUGCGGUCACAGUCCUACUUGGGACCCGACAAUCAGCAGGUCUCUGCGUGUCGGCCCCCACAGGGGAUGGGCCCAGCACAGGGGAGCACCUGCCUUCAGCCGCGGUCCCCGACCUGGUCUCAGGAGAAGGCCGGCUGCCCCUGCAAGAUGCUUGUGUGCGUCCCAGCCUUUCCGCCCGCCGGCGUGCACUCUCAGGCCGGCGUGCACCGCGGGCCCCUGGCCGUGUGGAUAGCCUGCCUCCCCGGGGGGAGACCAGAGAACUCUGCUUCGUGGGCCACGCCCAGAUCUCUGGGGCCGUGGGGUCCCCUGCCUCGUGGCGAACCAUCGGGACUCCAGAAGCAGGAAGAUCACACAUGCUAGUGACCGCUGCCUGGAAGACCGGUCAGCCCCAGUGCUGCUUAUGGCCUGUGUCCCGCUCUGCCCGCAUGUUGGCGGUGCACCGGGCCCCUCGGGGGCCCCCCACCACCCUGUGGCCAGCAGCCUGCGCUGACCAGGGACGCCAGCUGCUUCGGCUCGUGCCAUAGGUGGCGGUCCCCGGGAGACAGCCAUGUUGGUCUCCUGCGGCUGUGUCCCAGCCUCCGCAUGCUGAGCAGCUCACCGCACCCCCCCAUCGCCGUGGGGCACCCUCCGCUGGGGGGUGGGGGCGCCCCGGGUGGAGUCUGUGUCAGCAGACCACCCUCUCAGCGGGGUGGUCUCUGCAGGGCGUGGUCCCUGUCCUCCUUGGGGGGUAGUUAGGGCUGCCCUCGGGGUCUGGCCGAGCGGUCCCCUCUGGAGGCCCCUUCCCAGCAGGGCUUGCAAGGCAGGCGGAGCUGCCUCCGGUCCACUCUGACGGGGACCCUGAAUCGUGGUGUGACACCCGAAGCACUGUCCCACCAUGGUCACCACUCCUGCCAACACUCAAGGAGGCCCACAGUGUGUGGACACAGCAGCUGGAGCCCCAGGGAGCGUCUGAAAUCUGUGUCCGGCGCCUGGUACUCAGACGGCUGUUUCCCUUGAAUGCCCUGUGAAUCCCGAUGGACCAGUCGGCACUGACCAGCCAGGCAUUUCCUGCACCUCCGGGCUGAAUCCCCCGCCAGGCCCAGGCCGGCUCCUCCCCGUGGCCUGCACUGGCCCCCCCUCACCUGGGAGGCGGCUUCCCUGGCCAUCACUUGUGGGUGUCUCUCCCGGAGAGGCCACUGCUGUCCCUCAAGGAAGGAGCCCCCGCUGCAGCCCCGUGAUGGCACCGCUCCUGGUGUGCAGGACGACCCUGAGGUGCCACUGUGCUGCUGUCCUCAGGGCCACCUGGGUCGGUGCCGGCAGGCAGCUCCGUGGUGUCCGAGUCCGCAGUGAGCUGGCCGGCCGGGGCCCCGGCCGUGCUGCGCUGCCAGAGCCCGCGCAUGGUCUGGACGCAAGACCGGCUGCAUGACCGCCAGCGCGUGGUCCACUGGGACCUCAGUGGUGGCCCGGGCGGGCGCCCCGCGCACCGGCUGGUGGACAUGUACUCGGCAGGGGAGCAGCGUGUGUACGAGCCCAGGGACCUCGGCCGCCUCCUGCUGUCGCCCUCCGCCUUCCACGACGGCAACUUCUCGCUGCUCAUCCGCGCGGCGCAGGAAACGGACCAGGGGCUCUACACCUGCAACCUGCACCACCACUACUGCCACCUCUACGAGAGCCUGGCCGUCCGCCUGCGCGUCACUGACGACCCCCGGGAAGUCGGUGCGCACUGGGACGGUGAGAAGGAGGUGCUGGUGGUGGAGCUCGGCGCGCCCGCGCUUCUGACUUGCGUGAACCGCGCGCACGUGUGGACCGAUUGGCACCUGGAGGAAGCGCAGCAGGUGGUGCACUGGGACCGGCAGCCGCCCGGGGUCCCACACGACCGCGCCGACCGACUGCUCGACCUGUACGCGUCAGGCGAGCGCCGCGCCUACGGGCCACCCUUCCUGCGCGACCGCGUGGCAGUGGAGGAGGACGCCUUUGCGCGCGGCGACUUCUCCCUGCGCAUCGCCCCGCUGGAGCCGGCCGACGAGGGCACCUACUCCUGCCACCUGCACCACCACUACUGCGGCCUCCACGAGCGCCGCAUCUUCCACCUGAAAGUGACCGAGCCCCCCGCCGCCGCCCCCGCCGAGCCGCCCCCGCGGGACUCGCCGGGCAACGGCUCCAGCCACAGCAGCGCCCCCGCGCCAGAUCCCACGCUGGCGCGAGGCCGCAGCGUUAUCAACGUCAUCGUCCCCGAGAGCCGGGCCCACUUCUUCCAACAGCUGGGCUACGUGCUGGCCACGCUGCUGCUCUUCAUCCUGCUGCUCAUCACUGUUGUCCUGGCCGCGCGUCACCGCCGCCGCGGAGGUUAUGAGUACUCGGCCGGGAAGUCAAAGAGGAAAGACGUGAACAUGGCGGAGUUCGCUGUGGCCGGCGGGGACCAGGCAUUUUACAGGACGGAGGAUAUCCAACUAGAUUACAAAAACAACCUCCUGAAGGAGAGGGCGGAGCUGGCUCACUGCCCUCUGCCCGCCAAGCACAUCGACUUGGACAAAGAGUUCAGGAAGGAAUACUGCAAGUGAGGUGAUCAAGCUCCUGGCCAGCCAGUACAUCCUCCUGACUGACCCUGUCCAGCUCGUGUGGCCCCCCCGCAGCGGCUGGUCCCGCUGUCCUGGAACUUGGAGUGGGUUGGUGCAGAGCGAGGCUACAGCCAGAGCCCUCUCCUGGGAGCUGCCCCACCCCAGCAAGCAGCAGUGGGUUCUGUGGGCCCUGGGGACUCUGAGGCCCAGUCCUCAGGGGCUGGCUGCAGGGCCUCACUGCUGGCCCUGCCCCCUGGGCACCUGAUGCCCUCACUGAUGUUCACCAAGCCCUCAGGCUCUUCAAACCCUGGUCUCUGGGCAGCCGCAGCCGAGCAGGGGCAGGGCAGGGGCAGGGGCAGGGCGGCAAGACACCCUGCAGGGGGGCUCAGCAGGGACUCAGGAACUGGGGUCGGCUUCUGGGCGUCUCCAAGCCUUCCUGCGGGGAGCUGCCUGCUGGCUCCCAGUCUGCACUGUGGUCCUCCGGCCAGGCUGCCAUUGGCUGCACUUGGGGACCUGAGGAUGGCACCCCCCCAGCGGGGGGCUGGUGCCCCUCUGUGCCGCCUCAGGCCCCCAGGGGCCGCCUCCCUGGGCCCUUUCUCUGCUUCCCAGCCUGCUCUGGCCUCCUUCCCCAUAAGCUGCCUUGACAGUCUCUGGGCUCCAGGAGACUUCUGGUCCCUCCCUGGGCUGGAGUCUUGGGGCCGCGUAUCAUUUGGCUUCUGUUUUGACAGGGGAGGGGUGAAAGCAGUUUUAGAGCAGCCUGUGGGGCCACUCCCGACACCCACAUUCACUCCUCCUGGGAAAUCGCCACCAUCACAAUAAAGACCCUAUCAGAUUCUUA
Molecule: messenger RNA, 5833 nt
Organism: Artibeus jamaicensis (Jamaican fruit-eating bat)
Lineage: Eukaryota; Metazoa; Chordata; Mammalia; Chiroptera; Phyllostomidae
Gene: MXRA8
Product: matrix remodeling associated 8
Exons: 10
Coding region: 3835-4998 (387 amino acids)
Biological process (GO): cell adhesion; establishment of glial blood-brain barrier
Cellular component (GO): cell surface; membrane
Source: RefSeq, a predicted model, not a curated record